Messenger RNA from Gavia stellata (red-throated loon), 1356 nucleotides. It is a transcript of the gene C17H11orf16, whose product is annotated as chromosome 17 C11orf16 homolog. The record is from RefSeq and is a predicted model, not a curated record. NCBI's taxonomy places the organism in Eukaryota, Metazoa, Chordata, Aves, Gaviiformes, Gaviidae.
AUGGCUUGUUCGGAAGGGUUCCUGCCUACGGCCCCCAGGUACUGCAGUGCAGUGCCAGCUCUGGACAAGCUCUCGUGCUCCAGCGCCGCACCUACUGUCAGCCCCUGCUGCAGGAGCUCUUUUGUAGUGCAUCCAGCCUGGAUCGCCGAGCCCCUUGCCCCCCCGAGGUGCCAAAGGAUUAGCCACUGCCUCCCUUCCCCUGGCCCAGCAUGGAAGAGGCUGAGCACAUCGGAGAGAUCAGUGGGUUUAGACAGCAACCUCCCUGUGCUGGUGAGAAGGGAACAAGAUGGAUUUUAUUACCGUGGUACAGUAAAAGAGGAGAUAGAGAGUGAAAGAGGCAUGUUCUUGGUAGAGUUUGCCAAACCACUUGUGUCACGUGGAAGGCAUCCAGCGUGUCUGCAAAAAACAGCGAAGGAUGACAUCCUGGAAUAUGUGAACGGGAUGAAACACUCCUUACUCCCAGGAGACAAAGUGAUGGCACCCUGGGAGCCAGAUAUGGCCAGGUAUGGCCCAGGAACUGUCCUCACAGGAACUGAGACAAGGGACCCCUUACGAGCUUCAGAAGAUGAAGAAAUUAUGGUCCAGUUCUGGAAUGACAAGAAAGUGAAACUCCCGCGAGGUGUGGCUUUGUGGAUCCCCCCUAGCCAGUGGGAGAGGAUAGUAGAGAUGAUCCACAUGCCUUUCACCAGCAGGUUGAAGCCCAGAGAAACUCUGGAUGCUAACUCUUGUAUUUUUUCCUGCAGUCCUAAAACAGCCCUGAUUCCUGUUUGUGCUGUACAUAGCCUUGCCAAGCACUGCUUGCUCUGCUCACCCCAUUUCCACUACCACUGUGAUGGUUUAUGCUGUUUGACAGCGUGUGUACGGUGCAUCUGCUGCUGCCGUCCCCGUGCUGAUGCCUGGUGGCCUCUUCCAUCCAGGUCUCUGGUUUUUCAGAGAGAGACUGAAGAGGCAGAGUCCAGCAGCGAGCCCUCUCCACACCUUCUAGAACUGGAAGGCCCAAACCAAGAAGAACCAGCAGUUGUGGCAGCAUCUUCCCUCUCUUCAGAUUCAGAGUGGGACCUGGAGCCAUUCCCCACUAAGAGUACUGUGGUGGACAGUGCUGUUAACACAGACUCCGGCUGUCCUGAGAAGCCCAGGCUAAAGGAUUCUGCAAGACCAGAGGGAAAUACUGGAAAAGAAGCUGCCACAAGUCCCAUCCCAGUAAUUCAGGACUCGGCAGUCGCAGCAGCACAUGUACAAAGGGCAAAUCGGAAUCCAAAGGCAUCUCCGCUGGGGACAUGUCCCAUGUUGCCCUGCCUAAUUGGAGUGCAAUGUUUGAAACCAUCAAGCAGCCUCCCAGAGGGCAACUCACAAUGA